CUCAUCAGACAGCGGCUAAUUGAACUAGAGAAGAAACAUGCAAAAGCUUUGAAAAAACUUCAGGUGAGAAUUAUCCCUUAUGUAUACUAUGUGAGUGGUUUGGUACAAAAUUAAGUGCAGUACUAUCAUUAUUAUCACCAGUUUAGCUUUAAUGUUUUCAAAUUAACAGCGCGGUCCAUGUAAAAUCAAGCUAUUCUUGCUUACAAUUUCAGAGAGCUGAAAAGUACAAGCAGAGGCGACAAACUUUUCAUGGAUUUAUAGUUAGAGAUGCAAACACUAGUAAUUCAAUCACUUUGGACAACUCUAACCUUCUUUUAUCUAAGGACACAAUCUCUACAGAUGUUAGAAACUCACGGUGCUCAUCAGCUCAAAAAAAGGGAGUUACUAAAACUGUGACAUUCAAGGAAGCUCUUGACAGUGAUAGUAAAGGUCAGCCUCGAUCAGAGAAUGAAUGCAAAAUUGUAGAGCAAAGUGGCAGGAACAAAACAUUUAACAGGAAAUCUGAAUUAUUAGCUUCAAGUAUUCCACAGCAAAUAUCUGAAGACAAUGAAAAGGUGUUGCAGUGUUCGGUCAGCAGUGACAACAGCUUUGUUGCAGUAGAUAGUAGUAUGGUUACACCAACAGGCUCUCUUAUUUCAUCUGAUAAUGAAACAAUUCUUGAUAGUGAUGUGGCUUCUACGGAUGGGAAAGAUUGUUUCCAGAGUCAACAAGGUGUAGACCUUAAGGCUAUAGACAGUCGUCUCUGUGGCUCAGGACAGGGUGUUGUACAAGUACCUUCAACAGGCAAUGAAAGUUGUAACCAUGAAUUGUCGCAAAAGCAAUGUCAUUCUAAUGGUCUGCUAGGGCAACAUAAUGCAAAAAAUGUGUUAGCUCAAAGCAAAGAAAAUGUCAAGAUGAGGAAUUCAUCAGAUCAUCAUAAUGCACAAGAUGAUAGCACACGACAUACAUGUAGCUUGGAAAAAGCAAAUGACAGAGUGACUUUAAUUGAAAAUGGUGGAAAACAUCAACACAAAUCAACCACCAACUCAUUCACCCUGGAUGAAAGUAAUGAUUUUCCUUCAGGAAAUCAGCCCUGGUUAUGGCUCUUUGAAGAACAGUUUCCAAGAAGGUCUCCACGGAUACAAUCAAUGCCAAACUUCAGAGAUCGAGCUCAUUUUUCUCAGGAUAACAAAGUUACACAUCCAAAGAAAACAAAACGCAUAAGAAAAAAGAAGUCAAGGACAGAGAAUGAUACUCCAAUCAGUAGAAACAAUAACUUAAAAUCUACCACGGUACAUGAAAAUAACGGCAAUUCGCCACAUAGCAGUUUUCCUGAAGAGAGUUCAUGUAUCAGCAAUUUUGUUUUUCCAAGGCCUACUCAAGAACAAACAAAAAAUGGUGGGUCUCUGGCUGUUGUAGUUGACUUUUCUCUACCUGAUAGAGAGUUUGCAAAGCUGAAGCUUGCAAAAAUCAAGGGAACUUUGUCAGCAGAAAGGUCAAGUAAAGACCUAAAUACUGUAGUGGAAAAGAUUACGGAAGAGCAUGGUACUGAAGUGAAGAGAGAUACAAAACUGUUUGAUAAAAAGUGUGAAAAUAAAAGAGUUGUUGAAGAGAAAACAGCUGCAGAAAAUAUUGGUGAGUUGGAAGAUCAUGCAGCAUCAGGACUUGAGGAAAUGAAAGGUCAAACAAAAAGGACGGAAAAACACAAUUUCAGGUUAGAAGGAGGUGUAAUUUCCUCAGCCACUGGUUCAAAAUGUCUAAGCCAGCAAGAGAAAAAGAAAAACUCCACACAAUUUGUUUAUAAUGAGCAACAAUGUAAAGAGUCCAGAAUUGUAUCUUCUGGAGAUGCUUGGUGGAGCAAUUCCUUUGAAUCAGAUCAUGAACAAGUGGUUUCUCACAUGUAUAGUGUGACAGCAAAACAAAGUCAGGUUUCAUCGGAGAAAGAAUCACCAAAAUAUGAGGGUGUUGGAACUUGUGCAAAUCACUGCAAUUCCUUUCAUAUCAAUGGUUCAUGCACAUCUUUUACUGAAGUUGUUCAGCAAACUGAUGACCAUGAAAAGUUAAAUGAAUCCUACAACAAUUUCUGUGAUGGAAGUUCCUCUUGGGUUAAAUCUAACACUUUAGACAAUCUAGGUCAUGGAUUGUCACAGAGGAAGACUCCACUGGCAAAAUCCACUGUAGAAAUUAAUGAGGAAGACAAUUUUUCAAGUCAGAAACACUCUAAUGAAUUAAAUUUGAAAGAAAAUGUUGUACUCAGUGACUGUGGUAAUGCAGUUUCCGGCAAAGUAACUGUUAAAGAAAUGACAACAAUCUCCAUCAAACAGCAACGUGUUCAAGAGGAGGUCAGUUUAACUGAAGUGAAGUCUAGCCCACCUCAAUAUUACAAUGAGCCGAAUUUAGGGGAUGCAGCCACCCCACAUGGAAAGAUGAAAGAACCUUUAGAGAGCUCACAGCUAUCCCAGUUGAUGUCACCAGAGGAGAGCAAAGACUUUUCUCCUUUGCUAAUGACAGCUUGUUUGCAGGUAAUAAGGUGUUAAAAUUUUGUAUCUGCUGUUUCAAUUUUAUGCCUGGUCUAAGUUUUCUUUUCUUUUCUUUUCUUUCACACACGAUCAUCACCAUACAUUAUCACACAAACAAAGCAAAAUGUACACUGUAUUGAAAAGGGACAAAAUUUAUCCUUGGAACAACUUACUUAACAUUAAAGGAACUCCUGGAUCAUAUGGAAGGUGUUAGGGUUUUACUCUCCAACAACUUAAUGUGACACAAUUUACUGCCAAAAGGAGGGGAGGGAAAAAGAAAAAAACUUUAUCUAUGGGGUUUUCAUUAAGAACUCUAAUAGCAGGAGAAAUGUGUAAUGUUACAGGACAAUAUUUUGAAAGAGGCUUCUUGUCUGAAUGAAAAAUAAUCAUAGGCUAACUGAUCUUAGCUGGAGAAUUAUUCAUAAUAAAUGGGGAAUUCUCUGAUCUCCGAUGCCUAAUGAAUACCCUUAUCCAUCGAACAACCACAUGAGGUUGCUAUCCAGUUGCUUCAAUUGGAUAAGCACUGGUCUACCGAGCAGGAGGCUUCUGGUUCAAACCCGGCUAGACUAACACUCAGGUUCUUGAAAUAACUGAGGAGAAAGUGCUGCCUUUGUCUUAAGGACAUCUGCAAACGGUUAUGUUUUCUAGUCUUCUUGGAUAAGGAUGAUAAAUAGUAGGCUGUUUUUCACAACUCUUGCCCACAUAAAUACUGUGGGAUGUUAAAGAACCCACGCACUGACUGUAUGUUGAGAGUAGGGGACAUUGUCCCCUGUGUGGUGGUCCAUCUCUUAUGUGGGGAGGAACUGUUAUGGGCCCAUAGUAAUUGGCGCGACAUGCUGUUCCAGUGACCCUGCCAAGAAUUAGCAAACCUAAGUAAGUAAACAUAUGGAAGCUGUCAGGGUUUUACAUUCCAACAACUUAUGACAGAAUUAAUUCCCAAUAAGUUCAGUACCUACAUUAUAUCCAUCUAAUGGUACUCUCAAACUCUUUGAACAGCAUUAUACACAGGGUAUGAGCAAUAGAGUGCAGUCUAUAUCACUAUCAUCAUAUGAACCAUCUACAGCAAGGGACCCAACAGUACAGUCAAAGGAUAAGAGAGAUAUUUUGGCAGUUUGUCUGUCUCACAUGGUGGUUAUAUGGACAUUUGUGUCUGAAUCACAGUGGACUGUGCUCAGUAAAUGGACUCUGCCUGUGGUGAGAGAUUGUUAUAUGAUUAUUUUAUAAAUCAGUGUUCAGUUAAGUGUUGAAAGUAGCUUAUGAAUAGUCCAGUUUCAAAUUAUCCAACUUCAUACAAACAAACAAGCAACAAAGUUUAUUCGCAUUACCAUUUGCUUAGAUGGUGUUGCAUAAAAAAUCAAAAAUAAUAUAAAAAUAAAAUAGAUUAAUAACUAAAUAAAAAGAAAAGUAAAUCCCCCAAAAAAGAUAUUCAUGGUAGUUUAGGAUUAAUGGUAUAAAUGUGGUAACAAAGUGACCACAAUGAUACUGGGCUCCCAGGCUGAGAAUAAAACAAAGAAAAUGAAUUGUUAAUAUCUGAAUUUCAAUGCAAUUUCUUUUGUUUUAUACCCCUCAGCCUAACAGCUCAGUAUGAAUUUUAAUAAUAAAAAAUUGGCCUGUUACUAUGGGUUUGUGACUCUAUACAGCUUUAGGCUCUUUCUCAUCAAGAGCCAAAAACCCAUUGACCCAAAACAAGUUCAGUUCAAAAAAAAAGAUUACAAUACUGGGAACGAAAGAAAUUCUAGGGUUUCUUAUCCAAAUAGAGUCAAGCUUAGACUGAUUUCCCCUUAAAUGGACACUUUUUUACCUCGAACAUCUGUUGUUACUAAAUAGGAUGGAGAAGAAGAGUUUGUGAGUGUCAAGUUUGUACCAAUUAAGUCUCAUGUUGUUCUUCUGGUUGGUGGAAAUUUUCAUCGUGGAAAUGGAAGGUGGGUGACAUGAUUCUACAGAAGCGUUACUGUUGUAAAGAGACCUUUCUAUUGCUCUGUUAUUGUAAAGGCACAGGAAUCUUUGACUAACAUUGUCUCAUAACGUUUUUACUUUAAAUGUGACAGUUACGAAAAUUUGCUCCUACCUUUCAGUAAUAAUAGUGAAAAAAAUUUGAUUUGACUGGCGGUAAAUAGUUUUGUGAGAUUAAAGCUUUUUAAGAAAAGUCUCCUCCAAAUGAUAAACUUUGCUGUUACUUUUAUUUGGCUGAAAUGUCUGGUAUACGGUGUUACUGAUGUAAUAUGUAAGUCAAAUAAAUCAUUGGAGAAGAAGUCUGUAAAAAUUAAGGCACUCUGAAUUCAGCUUUGAAGCUAUUUUCAAAUUUUUGGAUAACAGCACUAUCAAUCUUGAGGGUUUUAUCUAAACACUGAAUCACAAGCUCAUAUAAUAGGACCAAACUGAUUUAAGUGCGCAAAGUUAAAAAUUGUGUUUAAAAAUAUAAAACUAGUAAAACUGGGUGUAGUUUUUUUUUCUGUAUUGCUUACCAAAAAUGAAGGUUGGUAUAACUAAACUGUCUUGUUCAAGGUUUUCACUUAAGAGGGGAAGAGACAGAAAAAGAAGGAAAUAUGGAAAAUAAAACGUUUUCUGUUACUUUUACAAUGUCAGAGUCCUUGGUUAUUCAGAGGAGGGUGAAUACUCACUGGACCUGGAAACUGAUGAACAGUAAGUGGAGUGCUUCUUACCUCUAGGCUGUAACAAUUUGUGAUAAUGAUAUCUGCCAAUGAAAAUAAUUUUUAUUUGCAUCUCUCUCUUAGAUGUUGUAGAACAAAUGACUCUGUAAUUGUGUUUGUAAUGUCUCCAAAUAAGUGGUAGGACUUGAGGAGAAUCAAAUCAUAUCAUGUGUAUGUUGUCGACCUUUAUACUUCACAUAGGUAACAGUCGUCACAGGACGAUCUUUCAUUUUUCGCCAGUUUUUGACCAAUGGAUGUUACUACAGGAAAAAAAGCAUGCAGUUCUUAAUUCAUUUGUGUUAAACAAUUCACAGAGACAACAAGUAUUCCUUUUCAACAAUGAGUUUACUCCAUGAUACAAAGGAUUACAAGACUGGCGAAGACGUAGAGUUUGUCAUAGGAGAUAAGACAUCUAAUAAAAUUACCCUGACAAAGUGGACUUUGGACAGCUUUUGUUUGUAAGUUGUAUUCUUUGUAACACUGAUGUAGCGUUUUUAGAAGAGUAUGUCUUGUGACCAGAAUAACUCAUACUGCCACUAGAGUGGUGACAAGGUUGCUCAUCUCUGAAACAAUCACAAAUCAAAUCACAUCUCUAUCGUCGCCCGUAUGCACAAAUCAACAUUUCAGUCUUAACAGUAUGUAGCAUGUUUGUCACAUGAACCUAGUUUAGGUAGCCUUACAGUGUAGCUCCCACAAGUGUCUUGUAGCCCAGUGUUAUAGCAUCUGGUCUAGGUCUAGGCUGGAAGUAGGUUGUGUAACUGACUAUCUAGGUUGUCUGAAGCUAUUGUAACUGACUGAAAAAUAUUCUUUCUCAGAAAAUCAUUGGAGGACAUUAUGCAUUUGUAGUUCUUGUCUUACAACCUACUUUCCUGCUAUUCUUUUCUCGUCAAGGUUGGUCGAACAGUGGCAGAAGUUUACUCCUAUCUAUAGUGACUCUGAACUGUCAUCUCUCCAAUUUGUUCAUGGAAGUCAUUGUCUUCUUUUGGGGACUAUUAAUGAGAACUUGAUAUUGUGGUAAGUUUUCUGCAGACCAAAUGCUCCUCUGUAGCUUUACUUAGAGGCCUUAAUUAGCUUUAAAAACUGUAAAAAAAAAAUUGUUAUCAGGCUUGUCCACUCUGGAAAGGCAACAAUUUUUCUGCUGUUUGACUGCCUUGUCCACAUUGAAAUUGUUUGUUCGACCAACAUAAACGGAUAUUUUAUAUUCUCUUAAAAUAUUUCUUCAGAUUUUUCCAGAUAGGUAUUUUUUGGUGGGGAGCUUCUCUAUUCUGUUGCUGAAUUUUGUUUAAGAAAACUGGAUGUCAGCAUAGUCUGUUUUGUGCGUGUGGUUGAGGAAUACUCCUGUUCUUUCAUACUCAAAAUCUUAAUUUGCCAGUUAAUCCCAGUUUAUCUGUUUCACUGUGUACUACCGUUGCAGCUGACAGAGCACCACUAAGAGAAAGUCUUCACCGAAAUCUUUUGAAGGCGAUUACAGGCCUUUCCAAUGGUUUAAAAGUUUGUUUCUCGCAAGAUUUAAUUUAGAAUCAGUAACCAUACUGUUCUUUCUAGGAACCACGUAACAUGUCAACAAUUAAGAAGCAUAAACCUUCACACUUCAGGCCUGAGUCAACUGUCUUGUAUUAACGCUUUUACUGACAAG
Messenger RNA from Porites evermanni, 6785 nucleotides. Lineage: Eukaryota; Metazoa; Cnidaria; Anthozoa; Scleractinia; Poritidae. The record is from the annotation of a GenBank genome assembly.